AUGGAGAACACAUCAAAGAAGUCAUCAUGGCUCGAAUGCUUUAAUGAGCCAAUGGGAAGAACUUUCAAAAAUGAAGCACUAUUUUACGAUCUUACUGAUAUGCAAUCUACACCAAUCGAUAAUAAUAAUUAUACAAAAAUGAAUUCUGAUAUGGUUUUAUCGCAUGAGAUGGAUUCUAAUGCGCAUCAUCUUUCAGUUCGAGUUUCAUCUCUUGAAAACUCAAAGAUUACGCGUAACAAACAGCAAAGAACUACAUUGACAAAAUGUCCAAAAUCGCCCGAAGAUCGACGCCGAUGCGCGGUAUGCAGUGAUGUUGCUUCUGGGUAUCACUAUGGCGUUUGGAGUUGCGAAGGAUGCAAAGCAUUUUUUAAACGAAGCAUUCAAGGUACUAAUGAAUAUAUAUGUCCAGCAACAAAUACAUGUACUAUUGAUAAGCAUCGUCGCAAAAGUUGUCAAGCAUGUCGUUUAAGACGAUGCUACGAAGUCGGUAUGACAAAGGGCACAACAAGACGCGAAGGAAAAUAUCGUAGAAAAGCUGUAUCAGUUUGCAAAAUAACGUCAACGUCAAGUGCAGCAGCAAAUAAUGGGAAUGCUAAUAAUCAAGAUUAUGGAUUUUCAGUUUCAACAAAUAAUACACGACCAACAACAGAAACGACUUCAGGGUCUCAGCCCAUUCAAAAUAGUAAUGUUUUAACGUCAUCACAGUCACAAAUUAACAAGACAGCAGCAGAUCUCACACGGAUCCCAAUACCAACUGCUGAGUUUCUUUCAAUUCUUUCACAAGUAUCUCGUCUUAAUCUAUUGGCUAAAGUUGAUAAUAGUCGUCCAUUAGAUGAUCAAUAUUUUCUUCAGUUGCUUGCAAAAGUUUUCGAUCAAGAAUUAGUUGUUCUUAUCAAUUGGGCAAAAUCUAUGCCAGGUUAUACAGAAAGUUUAACACUUGAUCAACAAGUAACAAUAAUUGAACAAAGUUGGUUGGACACGUUAAUUCUCGAUAUAAUCGAACGAUCAUUAGAGCACAAUGAUGAUUCACUACAUUUUGCUCCUGAUUUUAGGAUAUCAAGAAAUCAUGAUCUAUCAAGCCCUGUUCUAAGUUCAAUAUGUACAAAUUUAUUUAAUAUUCUUCACGUAUUUAAGGAUCCACAUACAAUCCAUGAAGAAUUCAUUUCUCUUAAAGCAACAAUGCUUAUUAAUUCAAUUCCAGCAAAUAUAACGUCAACUAAGGCUUUUCGUUUAUUAACAAAUCAAAUCUAUCAGGCAUUACAAUAUACAUGCGAUUCAAAUCUGAGUGUCUAUCAUGAUAAUUAUAUUCGUCAUACGACACUGUUACUACAAAUACCACAUAUUAAAAUGUUAAGCUCAAAAUUAAUCAAACUAUUUUUACAUAUGCGCACUAAUGAUUUACUGCCUCAAGCUGAUCUUUUAUUGGAAAUGCUUGAUGCACAAGAUACAAUGGAUAUAUCAUUUAACAUGAAUGUAAAUAAUCUUUCAUCGAAUACAGAAAAUUGUACUCAAAAUUCCUUAAUAAGUAAUAAUAUAUCGUCAACAUCAUUUGAGAUCGACGAUUCAUCGAUGUAUUCAGAUCAAUACUCAAAUAUGUUACCCAUAAAUAUUGAUAAAAAUAAUUUAUCUGAAAAAAAUUCACCGACGACACCAGUACUUCCAUUUUAUAAACAAAUACCAAACAAAUGUACAACAGCUGAGCAUCUUUUUUAA
Molecule: messenger RNA, 1713 nt
Organism: Rotaria socialis
Lineage: Eukaryota; Metazoa; Rotifera; Eurotatoria; Philodinida; Philodinidae
Source: the annotation of a GenBank genome assembly